Molecule: messenger RNA, 894 nt
Organism: Thelazia callipaeda (thelaziosis nematode)
Lineage: Eukaryota; Metazoa; Nematoda; Chromadorea; Rhabditida; Thelaziidae
Source: the annotation of a GenBank genome assembly
AUGGUAAAGGAAAUUGCGGGUUCAGGGUAUAAGAUUGUUGUGACGAUUGAUUUCCUAACUGCUUCAGUUUUUUGGGCUUUGCUUCGAUUUCUCGGAGAAAAUAUGACCAAGGCUCAAGCGAUCCCUUCAUUCAGAAGCUUAAGGCGAGCAUGGAGAGGAUUUCGACCUGAAGUUUUAGAACUGUUAAAGCAGUCCCUUGUAAAAUCUAAGAAAUCAAAACGUGUGAAACCAAAUGUACGCAAGUCACGUAAUAGUCGUAAUUCAAAUAAUAAUAGAAUUCCACGUAACCGCCGUACUCCAGUUAUUUGUCGCAGUCCUAUCUAUCUUCGCAGUUGUGCUAAUCGCGUAAAUCCAAUUAAUCCUCCUAGUUCAACCGAACAUCGCGAUUCAAAUGAACAUAACACUCAUUGCACUCGUGGCUCAAAUAAACAUAACACUCAUCGCACUCGUCGCAGCUCAAAUAAACAUAACACUCAUUGCACUCGCGGCUCAAAUAAUGAAGCUACAUUGAAAAAGUCAGAGACUUCGUCAAAAGUACAAGACACAGUGAAGCCAAAGACUAUCGGUUACCCUUUAUUUUGUCCGUAUUGUGAUGGGAAUUUGCGUGCUAUUGAUAAACAUCGGGAAGAUGGAAAGUUUGCCUUACAAUGCAGAAAUCGAAAGUGUCUGAAAUUUCUUGGUCUUACAUCUCCUGAAAAUAAGAGACUUUUACAUACCAGCCACUUAAGUGAAUAUGGAUGGUAUAUGUCAAAUCCAGUGAAGCAUGCUUACAGAAUUAUCAGAGAUGAUGAAUAUCCUCCGGAUUGUAAAAGGCGUGUUCCUACACCAAUUAUUGAAAACGGACAUCUAAUGAUUCAUAUUUUGGGACAGAAGGCACUUGUACAGAUGUUGUAA